UAUAGAAUAUUGAAUGUCGUGCGUCAUGGACUUCCAGAUGAUGCACGUUGUCUCGCUUACGAUCCGGUACAGCGCUUGUUAGCUAUAGGAAGUGGGCAUGGAGUUGUUAGAGUUAUAGGUGACGUAGGAGUAGAUUUUGCCUUAAAACACGAGACGGAUCACGCCGUCAAUCAUGUUCAGUUCCUUAUCAACGAGGGUCGUCUGGUCACAGCUUGUUCUAAUGAUAUUAUACAUUUAUGGGAUUUUCGUCAGAAAGUUCCAGAAAUUAUACGGAGUGUCCAGCUGAACAAGGAAGCGGUUACAUGUAUUCAUUUACCUAUGAGUAGUAAAUGGUUAUACGUUGGCACGGAUAAGGGAAAUGUAUAUUUUGUUUCUAUUGCAACAUUUCAAUUGAGCCCGUAUAUCAUUAAUUGGAAUAAAGCUAUUGACUUGAGCUGUCGGGUACAUCCUGGAUCUGUCAGGCAGAUAGGUGUUUCUCCUGUCGAACCAGGCAAAAUUCUUAUUGCAUUCGAUAAAGGCAUUCUUGUGCAGUGGAAUCUCGCUACAAAAGAAGUCGAUCGUUUCCCGUAUGAUCCGCCUAUAAAGUGUUUCAGCUGGCACUAUGAAGGUAGGAUGAUAAUGACAGGAAAUGUGGAUGGAUCCAUCUCUGUAUAUAAUAUGAGAAAGACCACCGAACCACAGCAACGAACUUCCCCACAUGGACAAGGUCCUUGUCGACCCAUUAACGCCAUAGACUGGAAGCUUACGUCUGACGGAGAUCAGUUUGUCAUCUUCUCUGGCGGUAUGCCGACUGAAGAUGGUUUGCCUGUCCCUGCGCUCACCUUUCUCCGUGCCUCCAAAUCGGCUACCGUUCUUGAGAUGGAGCACCCGAUAUUAUCAUUCGUUACUCUUCCAAAUAUUCCCUUCACAUCGUGCCCGCAGCAGCCGCAGGCAUUAGCAGUUUUGAUGAAAGGAGAGUUGUUGAUGCUCGAUUUACUGACGGCUGGGUAUCCCUGCAUCGAAUCACCGCAUGCAAUGGACCUGCACGAAGUUCCCGUAACUUGUGUCGCGUACUAUUCAGAUUGUGCCAGUGACCUCAUUGGAGCCAUCACUCUAGUUGGCUGCAAGCAAAGAAGGAAAGGAUUCAGCGAAAAGCCAUGGCCAGUAAGUGGAGGAAUUGGAAGGGAAUGUGCUACAGGUCACCAAGAACUGAUUCUUACUGGGCAUAAGGACGGUUCUGUACGUUUUUGGCAAGCGUCUGGAGAAAAUCUACAAUUUCUGUACCGUCUCAAAACAACAUCCCAUUUCGAGCGACUAGAAGAAUGGGAAGGUUGUGAAAAGGUUUCCCAUGCUGUAAAAUCGAUCGAGCUCUGCGUUGAUUCUCGGCUGCUUCUUGUAUGUGGCGUCUCUGGGCAAGUUACACUGUUCCGUUUUACGAAAACGGAAAGUACGAACACUAUAGCGGUAGUGCAUAUACCUCAACCCAGUGCAUCGUCGUGUAAUGUUAGUGAUGAGCGUUCGCCUCCUGUACCACCACCAAGAGAAAUACGCAGGCAAAAGAAGAUUGUAAGCCGUGAUUCAACCAAUAGUCCAGACACCAGUGAUGCAUCAGGAGAUGAGUGUGUCUUCCCUUUCAAAGUUCGAGGAGCACCUGUGAAACGUGCCGCAGGAUACCAGCCAGAGCUCGCUUGUCUUGUUCCAUGGCCGUCCCCGUCUCAAGCGGACUCUGUGACAACUACAGCACUUAAUUCUGCAUUCGGUGUUAUCGCCCUCGGCUUAUCAAACGGCUUGGCUCUGGUCGAUAUUGCCCAGUGUGCUUUGAUAUACGCAUGGACUACUUCAGAGUUGUAUGGAUCUGACCCUACGCCUGCUAUUCAGUUGCAGGUCGCUGAUGUUUCCUCGCCGAGUCCAGUUGAGGUGCGCGAAUCUUUGUUUUGUUUGACUCUUCAACUUACUAUCGGUGCAGUGCCCAUUUCUCGUGAAACAAUUGGCGUAUCGCCAUCGACUUCGAACCACAGCUUGGAUAAACUCACCGUAAAUGGCGGGGAAUCUGUCUCCUCGACUACAUUUAUUCACUCAUUUUCUCGCCGAAAUGAUAACCGAGUCGCCCCGUGCCUUUGGGUCGGUACGAGUGCUGGAACUUCAAUCGCGCUGAAUCUGAUUCUCCCUCAGGAUCGAUUGGUUUCUACGGUCGUCGUAGCACCUUCAGGCACCAUAGUGAAACUGCGAGGGCAAGUGCUUUAUCAGACGUUCAUGGAUCAGUCGUUUUGCCUCUUGGCCGGUGGAACAGAAUCCUAUAAGGAGACAAGCAAGGAAAGUAAGGAUUCAGGAAGCCCCGAGAAGAACAUUACUAACCGAGUGAGUGUCCAUCUUUUUUUCAUAGCGUUUUACUUUUCGCGUAGGAAUUUUGAGAAAUCUCGCGAAAUAAAGGUUAACAAAAGACAGACAGACCGAUUCCAUCCAAAUUAG
Messenger RNA from Haemonchus placei, 2448 nucleotides. The record is from the annotation of a GenBank genome assembly. Lineage: Eukaryota; Metazoa; Nematoda; Chromadorea; Rhabditida; Trichostrongylidae.